Messenger RNA from Vigna radiata var. radiata (mung bean), 2743 nucleotides. Its product is annotated as ethylene-responsive transcription factor ERF054-like. Bases 769 to 2043 code for a protein of 424 amino acids. The transcript has a single exon. Gene Ontology annotation, biological process: regulation of DNA-templated transcription. The record is from RefSeq and is a predicted model, not a curated record. Lineage: Eukaryota; Viridiplantae; Streptophyta; Magnoliopsida; Fabales; Fabaceae. Gene Ontology annotation, molecular function: DNA-binding transcription factor activity; DNA binding.
UUUUGAUCAAGUGUUACAGAACUGCCACAUUAACAUGUCUUUCCUUAAGGCAGAAGUCUCUUCUAAUAUGAACUACUAAAUAAGAUUUCAUUUAAUAUAUUUUUUAGUUCAUGACAACAGGAUUUUUAACAAAGAGAAACCACAUUAACAUGUGUUUGGUUCCAUCUCAUGUCACCUGUGUCGGACCCAGGGAUGAAUCCACUUGAGGGACACACUUUUAAAACUUUUCCCACAAUGUAAUAUUCAUAUGUACAUAAUUAGUAUCUUCUCCACAAUACCAUGGUUUUAAGAUUCGAAAUUGGAUGCACCAAGUGAGAAAAUCCCUGUUUGCCGCACCAUGGCAGUGACAGAAACAGUUAAUAACUGUUUUUUCCCUCGAACCUCACAACAGAACCAGUGAAGUGAGGUGACUCAGAAAUUGAUGUUGAAGCUAAAGAAGAAGCGCGUGGGACCCACUCAGGCCAACCACUGACUAGACUUGUUACUGAUUCUGUCUAACUUUUGCUGCAUUAACUUGAAAAAGUUUGAUUUCAACCCCUUUCUGCUUUCUCCCAUAUAAACCCCUUCCACUCCCCUGCUUUCACCACUUGCUGCCUCCUUUCUCUCUUUCUCAACUCAAACCUUCACACUCUCCAUUUUCUUUGCUUUGCUUACACACACAAGUUUUCACAUUUCAAAAAGCUACCACCUUUGCCGUUUUUUAUUCUGAUCGGAGAUUAGUUAAUCACAGGCAGUAUCCCAAAUUCUGUCUUUUCUCCGGUGGUGGUCAUGGCGAGUAACAGUGGAAAGUCCAGCAAAGAGGGUGUUGAAGAGACCCAUCAUCACCAAGUGUUUGGUGAAAGUGAAGGCCGGGAUUCGGAGAUAGAGAAGGGAAAGUGUGUGGAUUUGAGCUCAGGGAGGAGACAGUGGAAGCCAGUUUUUGAUGAUGCUUCUAUCUCACAAAGGCCUCUCAAGAAAAUCCGCAGCCCCGAACACCAAAGCCCCAAUCACCAACCUUCUUCAUCACCUUCCUCUAUGCUCUCUCUCCAACCUCCUUCAUCCAGAAUAGUGUUUCCUUUCGCUUUUGAAGGCUCUCAAACCCCAAUGCCAUCAUUCCCAAACUCAUUCGGAACCUCAAACUUGUCUCUUUUUCGUCCCCCUCUUCAGCCAACGCAACAAAUGAUAUCGUUUGGGUCCCAACAGAACAUGGGGUAUCCACAAUUCCUUUGCCCGGAUUCCACCAUACCAAACCAACAACAGCUCCAGCAGCAGCAGCAACAACAGCAGUAUCAGCAGCAGCAGCAGCUUCUUCAGUAUUGGAAUGACGCACUCAAUUUGAGUCCAAGAGGGAGGAUGAUGAUGAUGAUGAUGAACCGGUCAGGGCAUGAAGGGAGACCAAUGUUAAGGCCUCAAGCACAGCCUUUGAGUGCCACCAAGCUCUAUAGGGGAGUGAGGCAACGCCAUUGGGGCAAAUGGGUCGCUGAAAUUCGUCUCCCUCGCAAUAGAACUCGCCUCUGGCUUGGAACCUUCGACACUGCUGAAGAUGCUGCCAUGGCUUAUGAUCGUGAAGCCUUUAAGCUUAGAGGAGAAAAUGCUAAGCUCAAUUUCCCUGAACUCUUCCUUAACAAAGAUAAAGCAGAACCAUCCACACCUGUUCCUGCUUCUUCCUCCAACGAAGGCUCAACAUCAACAUCAAGCCAGAACACUAAGCAACCUGAGCCAGUUCCAGAAGAGACCAACACUGAGAGCGAGGACAUGCCACCAACUGAGACAUUAGCAGAAGAGAAUGCUGAAACUGAGGAAGGAGUUUCACAGCCUCAGGAACUGGUUUGGGGAGAGUGGUUCAAUACAAUUCCUGCAGGUUGGGGUCCUGGGAGUCCCGUGUGGGAUGAUUUGGAUCACAACAACAAUCUUCUUCUGCAUUCACAACUUCCCUUUGUGAAUCAAUCUCAUCAAGAGUUCCAUCAUGAUGCCGCCGGUGCUUCUUCUCAGACACAACAAGAUAACAACAACGCAGGACCAGGUUCUUCCUCUCCCUCUUGUCCCAUGAGGCCCUUCUUCUGAAUGGUUAAGAUUAAAAUUCAUGUCUAAAUUGAAAUAGUAGAUAUUCAGCAUUCGGAUCUCUCUGAUUAGUCCUUCUCUUGGUUAGUGUCGGAGAACUAUAAUAAAGUCUCAUAUUGAACAAUUAAAGAAACUUUUUAAACCAUAUACACCUCUCCUGCUUGAUUCAGCUUGAAAUUAUGAGUCAGUGCGAAAGUUGUAGCAGAUAGAGAUUCCCAUUAGCUUUCUUUCUUCUCCUGAACUGAUAACUACAACCUCAUCAGAUAUUCUAUCUUGGUCGGUUACUGAAGCUUCGCCACGUUCACAUAUGAGGACAAAACUGAUAACCACAUCCCACCAACUUUAUUUUGUUCUUACUGGUUGCUGAUAUUUUGAACAGCAGCCUGUGAAUCAUGGAUGUUAAAGGCGUACAAUUUUCUUUUCCUGGAAAAUUCUUCUGUGAUUAGCCUUCGUAUUUUAAAUGGCCUUUCAGCAUCAGACUCGUACUUGGUGGGGCUUACCUUGUUCCUAGUGUUGUAGUUUGUUUUCUGGUUUUGGGUUUUAUUAAUAUCAUUAUUCUCUUUGCUCUUUUGUACCAUUUCUUGUUGCUUUUAACUAUGCAUCACCAAGAAGGAAACGUUUUUGUGAUUUCCUUUUUAAUGCCUGUUAGUUUAUUCUGCAGAUUCUCCAGUUCAUAGAUAAUUGAUGUAAUCUUAUGCCGACU